AUGUUCCACGUGUUCAGCUGGGCCGCACCAAACACCCCGAGUCCGGUAGACGGCCCCAACUUUGUUGUUCUUCAGAAGCAACUAUCGGAAGUGGAGGACUUCUUGACGGCCGAGACUAACGGUCCGGACCAGCGGGCCUACCUCGAUGCCGAAACAUCCACGCGGGUCGAAGUCUUUCUGUACCUCGAGCAGCUGGGGGCCGAGAUGCAGUCCACCAAGAAGGCAUGGAAAAGGCAAGAUUACGAGGAGCGCGUCGACAUUUUCAACGCAGCCGACUCCCUGUUCAGAUUUUUCCUUCCUCCCCUGUUUGACGGCCCGACAACAGAGAAAUUUUGGGGCGCCGUGAUGAAUUUGGUCAAGUUGUCUCCGCCAGAGGCUGCCGACGGGGAGUCUCACCCGAGCAACCUUGAUAAAACGAGGCGGGAUGCAGUCUAUGCCAAUGCUCAGACCGUCAAAAAAGCACUCCGCCAGCUUGCCCUUCCGGUAAUCGCGUGUAAGAGCAUUCUGUCGCACGCCGAGCCGACGGAUCGGCUGGAUAUCGACGUGCCGCAGGACCUCAUCGUCGCUUGGCUCCAUUUGGUCAUGGGCCUGAUCUAUGCCAGCCAUGAGACACACAUGUGGGAAGAUCAUCUGGACGUGGCCGACAGGCUGGUGAAGGGCGGCAUGAAGCAAAUGAUGGAACGGCUGUCAAGCCUCAGCCUUUUGGAACGGUCUUCGGUCCUCCCGCUGGAAUUGGUCUCGCUCAUCAGCUACCGCCUCUUGGCCAACACCUCUGGAAAAUAUGCUGGAAUUACCGACACCUACUCGGAAUACCUCCGGGCUCUGGAAAACGACAUUGCCAACGGGCAGUCGGAUAUGACGUACCAGCAGCGCAUCAACUUCCUGCGGCAAGAAGUUAAUGUGAUCAACCGCACGAUAGCGGCGCAAAGCAGCGUGUUCAACUCGAUUCUGGCAUCUCGCCAAGAAGGUCAAUCGGCAGCACCGAAGCAGCGCCGCCUGAAUCGGGGGGCAUUCGGCGAACAGGCCAACAACCGCGACGCCGUGUCGCUGCGGUCUCAUCUGCGGCUGGGCAGAAGCCGAUAUGGCGAUGACGAGGAAACGAACGUUCUAUUGGAGUCCAUGGCCGAGGUGUCUGACUUCUACAAGCUUCCGUCGACGGACGCCGCCGGGUUCAGGGACCUUCUGGCGGCGGAGUGCACGCAGCUGUUGGAGCGGCGCAACAGAGACUUCCAAGAGUACGGCGAGCAGGCGGACGUUCUAGAACAGACGAAUCUCAACAACGCGGCGGUGACGAAGGACCGGCAAGAGCAGGCCAUUUACGCCUUCACGAUUGUGACCAUCAUCUUCCUGCCCCUGAGCGCGGUUUCGAGCAUCUUUGGGAUGAACUCGAGCGACAUCCGAGACAUGAAGGACGGGCAGUGGCUGUACUGGGCGACGGCCAUACCGGUGACGAUCCUGACAAUCGUGCUCGGCCUGUGGUGGAUGGGGGAGAUGGGACACCUCUGGGACUGGGCGGUUCGGAAGAUACGAGGUGACGAGACAGUGGGCUCAGAGUUUCCGGGGCACGGGGGCGUGUCGGAGAAGGCUCACCGCCACGACGCGAUCGAGGUCCUCCCCGCCGCGCAGGCCGUGUACAGCCGGCCACAGUCGGCCAGGCAGAGCUUCGCGAGGCGGCCCGACAGUCGGCUGGGAGGGUGA
Colletotrichum higginsianum IMI 349063 is the source of this 1698-nucleotide messenger RNA. RefSeq names its product Mg2+ transporter. Lineage: Eukaryota; Fungi; Ascomycota; Sordariomycetes; Glomerellales; Glomerellaceae. The record is from RefSeq and is a predicted model, not a curated record. The transcript has 4 exons. Gene Ontology annotation, cellular component: membrane. Gene Ontology annotation, molecular function: cobalt ion binding; magnesium ion binding; magnesium ion transmembrane transporter activity. Gene Ontology annotation, biological process: metal ion transport; transmembrane transport. Bases 1 to 1698 code for a protein of 565 amino acids.